Messenger RNA from Podospora pseudocomata, 2595 nucleotides. RefSeq lists its product as uncharacterized. The record is from RefSeq and is a predicted model, not a curated record. The coding region runs from base 1 to 2595 and encodes 864 amino acids. The transcript is spliced from 2 exons. Lineage: Eukaryota; Fungi; Ascomycota; Sordariomycetes; Sordariales; Podosporaceae.
AUGAGCAGCCAAGAAGAAGAAUAUCAUUCAUCGCAUCAGCCGCGCCUCGAGGCUGGGAACCUUCCCGAAACCCCCCCUGACACGUCGUUCAUCAACGACUACCAAGAUUAUACCUUUAUACGGAGAGCCCAGUCAAGAGGCCUGUUUGGCAUGAUGGAGACCAUCACCGAGUACUCGGAGGAGUCCGAGUCGAUCCACUGCGGUAAAGAAAAAGACGGCGAAGACGAGGUAGCUGUACACCCACCGCCCCUGGCCCACAGCUAUUCUUCCAUCACGGCCACCACCAAUGUCUCUCGGCCGUCUACCAGACGCGGACGUGAACAAGAACCCCGCGAACCUCUGGACAAAAGUGAGCCAGAGCCACUGGCACUCGAGGACCGGCUCAACAUGCAGGCCUAUGUUCGUGCCAUGGUCAUCUACGGAGGCGGCGCGCCAGAAAGAACGUCCUCCAUUCCCCAACACAUCCGCUCGGCGCCAGAUGAUGGGUCUAUUGGAAGCCUGGCCAGCAUGCUCACGGCAUCAGAUGCCAGUCUCAGCACUGGUAUCAGCAGCAACCUCACAACCCAGGAGAGUGCCGUCAGUGGAAGGUUGCGUCAAGAACUCGACCUCAUGUCUUCGGCAAGAGGAGCUCCGGCUGGCCCUGGGAGUCGACCAGCAACGGCCAUUGGCAACACCGGACUCCCGGGUAUCGACACCUCCAAUCCUUUUGCGUUUCUUGCUCCUGGAUCUAGUUCUCUUGUCAGCACCUCCACCAUCACUGCCUUCAAGCCAGAACCCAAGCCAGAGGCUAUUUCAGAACCUACCUCAGACACCGAGGGAGAGAAGAGGGUGCCAAAGGACUACCUCGAGGGGCAAUGGAACGUCACUCCCGCGUUUCCCGACGAGAGCAUCCUCCAGUUCCUCCGGGAGCCAUCCAAAGCGAAAGAGGGUCGCUCAAGCAACACACCCUCACCGUCCUCCUCCAACGCUACCAAAAGAAGCACAAGCACGGUGAAGCUGUCCUCGCUCAAGGAAGAUGGCGGCCCUGAAGGGAUCGAGACAAAGUGGGGCUCCAAAGAGACCCUGAAGCCAGAGCAGCCACCGGUACUCUCGUCAGCACUCCAAGAUAAUGUGCGUCGGUGGUACCUCGAAGAGGUCAUGUUCACCCGCAUCAUCGCCAAGGCAUCCGUCAGCAUACGAGCCAUGCCGGACAUGUCGUACAUGUUGGUCCCCGAGACGGUUCGAGCACAGAUCCGGCGGCUGGGAGAGCCGCUCAUCCAGUUUGGGUAUGAGAUCCAGAGGUACUGUCUCGAGUACAUCGAGGGAUAUGACUUGGCGUGGGUGAUCCUUCAGUGGCAGCAGUGCCAGGAGGGGCGGGAUGAUACGCCCGAGGGGAACACGAAAAGGUGUCAGAGGGACAGCGCAAUCGACAUGUGUGACCCCCGAGGCUCGCCGGACUGGUCGCACGCGGGGAGUAGCCAGAGCAGAGCGCGGGUCUCGACGACACGGCUCCCCGCCCAGCUUCAGCUUCCGCCGGUUGAGGAAACGCCGAGGCCUGAGAAGCUGCCUAACGCCCUGGCCGUCCCGGGAUGUGACGAUGUGCCAUCAAACGACACCCCCAGCCUCAAGGCCGAUGCUCGGUCCAACACCCCAUCCUCCACCGCAAGCAGCGAAGACACCCACGCCAGCACGACCCCAUCAUCCCCCGGCCCGCCUCUCAAGCCCCGCCCACGACCGCUGACCGACGAGGAAGAAGACCAGCUCGUCCGAGCCAUCAACGCCGUGGUGACCGAGCUCACCCACCUGCGCGACGAUCUGGACGAGAUCCACGACCAUCUAGCCAAAAUCAAAGUUUCCCGCCUUCCCACGGCCGAAAACACCGAGGAAACCAAACAGAGCUUCCACAAGCUCUACAUCGAGCUCGUCCCCCGUAUCCCCACCCAAAUGGACAACCUUCUCGCCCUCAUGGACGAGAAGACCAAGAUCAUAGCCACCAUCCUCGACGGCGGACCAGAAGGCAACCCCACCAUCCGCGAGAUACAUACCAUCCCGGAAAUGACCAUGGCCGGCGGCCUCGGUCUAGCCUCCAAUCCGUCCUCUCCCAUUACCUCCCCCUUCGUGUCCUCCCCCCUCAUGUCCCCCUCCCUUUCUCCCUGCCCCGUGGCCCUACACGAACGAGGUGAAAACUCCCCCCCCACAACCCGCCUCAAAACCCACCUCCACCACCUCCUCCACACCUCCCAAAAAACCUACCCCUUCCGCCUCGCCUUCGCCCACGCCCAUUUGUACACCCUCCGCAAACUCUACCACUGCCCCCGCCUCGACCCCUUCACCUACCGCUCCCUCUCCUCCCUCGAGUCCCGCCUCGAGCGCCUCCGGAAGCAGGACCGCGUCAACGACGGGGCCGGCCACCUCUGCGCCAUGUCGCACUCCGUAUUGCGCAUGGCGCACGGGAUCCAAAACCGUCAUCGACCCCAACAACUCGACCCGGGAAAAGGGGGUCAGAGAGACAGUAAUCGAAAAGACUCGCGACGAAGGGGGGGGGGAUUGGCCAACAUGAGUGGGAGGUUUCUCGAUCGUAUCGUCGGGAAGGGGAAGGGGUGGUCGUCUCCGUGA